Messenger RNA from Eupeodes corollae, 10284 nucleotides. RefSeq lists its product as uncharacterized. Lineage: Eukaryota; Metazoa; Arthropoda; Insecta; Diptera; Syrphidae. Gene Ontology annotation, biological process: cell-cell junction organization. Bases 782 to 7576 code for a protein of 2264 amino acids. Gene Ontology annotation, cellular component: apical junction complex; plasma membrane. The transcript is spliced from 9 exons. The record is from RefSeq and is a predicted model, not a curated record.
UACGGUAGAAAUUUCAAAUCGGCGCGCAUGUGUGCUAAAAAAAUAAAAAUAUAAAACAAAAAAAGUAUUUUUUUUUGUUUAUUGCAAAUUCUUGCCUUUAGUUUAUGAGAGUUUUAAACUUUAAAACAAAAAGGUCUAAUAUAAAUAUUGAAUAAAAGUGCUAUCAAUAUAUCCAUCAAGUGAUCUUAAAGAUCUUUCUAAGUGUUAAAUGGGCUUUGGCCCAACAAAUUAAGUGUACAAAUCAGUGCUAGUUUAUUGCAAAAUUAUUGCUAAAAUCAUCAAAAAAUUGAGUGUGCUUUAAGUGAAUUAUAAAGAAAGAAAGAAUCCAUCGGAUAUCGUCCAUCGUCAUCACUUUGCCACGAUCAUCGAAUCCCAUCACAUCCAGGAGCGUUCAGAAAAUUGGAUUAAAUUGAUAUUGAGAAACGACUCUACAAUCGAUCCCACAGUUUUCCAAUCGGAAAAACAAGAAAAAGAAAGUGCCGGCUUUGAAUCAACUUAUAUCUUUCUUAUCGUUGGUGGUGCCUUGAACUUGAAAACAAAAAAAAAUAAACUUUCAAUUAAGAAAGAGAAAAGUAUUUUCGUCGUCGUGUUUAUGUUAUUAUAUUUAUUUUCUUAAACAAUAUCUAAACGUCAAAAUUGACACAUCAAUGUUAACGACUACAGUGAGACGGUUAAUAAACUUAACGAAAGAGAAAGUAUCAUCAUCGAGUGACUAAGAUUAGUACAUUGAUUGUUGAUGUCAUUUUUAUGUUGGAGAAGAAGCUAAUAAUAGGAAGAAAAUAUGGAACACUUGGAUUUGGCUGGUGUCAUAACGACUCCAUCAUCAAAUUGGCAUUUACCGGCAUUCGAACCAACGCCAUUCGAUCAGCAAGAUGCAAUCUAUUUAUCAUCAUCGCGUCCAAUGCUGGAACCAAUUAUGGAAGAAACAUCUGAAGAUGAAGAAAGCAUUCAAAAUAGUUGGUCACAAUUCGAAAACAAUAGUACAUGGAGUUCUGAGUCUGAAACUGGUUCUGUAAUUCGAAUCGAAUUAAAUAGAGAUACCGAUUCGAUAUCUGAACGUGAUUUCGCCUGCCCAGCCAAACGUCCCAGACGUGAUGAAUUCCUCAUUGGCGGCCUGCUCACGUGUCAACCAACUAUUCUAGACGAUAAUCAACUCCUACGAAAAUUCCAACGAAACGACCUCCUCAGCUCCGCAAUCGACAAAAUAAAUUCCAUCGAAACGAACUCACUCACAAAUUCUCUGAAUGGUGAAAGAAACAGUGGGGGCAGCAAUGGAGGAGGACACCGAAAACGCUUCGACGAUUUCUACUGCGACAUGGAUAGUCCAUCGUGCAAUUCUCUGAGUAGAUCUUCGUCGUUGAUUCAAUUUGAAAGCCUCGAAAGGCAACUCCUAAAUGAACAAGGUUUAUGUUCGUCACUGGGAAAUUCCUCCCCGUCGCUGCUCAGCUUUGAGGGUGGAUGCAUCGAAAGUGGCUCGGGAAGUGGUUCCAACUCUAACCGAGGCUCGACAGGUUGUCUGAAGAGAUACGAAAGCUCUGAUAGUCGAUUGCAUCAGACCUACUUCGAUUUGGACAAAAUCGAUUUCGGGACAAAUCUUCACUUUACCUCGACUGCGGCUAGCAAAAGUGACUCGGAGUCGUCGAGCGAUACAAGUGUGGCUUCACACAAGGUUUUAAGUGCUACAGGUGCAGCUCACGCCAGAGGCUUUCUGAAGGGUGGAAAAAGCUCUGCGGAGAACCUCAGUGAAGACAGCGGCUAUUGUGAGCAUAUUCACUCGGUUAUGCGGGCUAAAUCGAAAAGUAUUCCGAAUUUUGAAAAAUUCUGCGAAGAAGAUGAAUUUUACGAUCACCCAGUCGUGGUUGCUUCUGUGGCUAACACGAAAACACAUUCCAAAAUCCAAACAGAGGAUGCUCCCAAAAUAGCCACAGCCACAACGAAAGUGAAUAGCAACGGUAACGGGGCCGGAGGUACAUCGGCAAAGGAGCAACGAGAUGAUGAUGCCGAUGAUGAUGAUGAUGACGACGUUGCCAACGACGACGAGGAUGAGGAGCAUGGGGAACUAGUCGGCAACGACGACGAUGAAGACGAAGGAAGCAGCAGCAACGGCGGCGAUUGCUGGUAUAGUGGCGAUAAAAAUAGCCGCCGGUCACCGUCCUCUUCAUCGCCGAUUUCCUCCGACGAAUCAUCUUCGGCUGCUACCAACACAUCCAAAUCCACAUCGCCAUCGUCUUGCGCAUCUGCCUCGUCGUUCACAUGGCGGCCAGCAGUUUCAGUUGUAUCGCCGCCGUCGGCAAUGGCCACAAGCGAAGAGCGCACUAUGGCAGCACCACUACUACAUCGAUCUCCCAACCGAUCAUCCAGUUUGCCAGACAUUCGCGGCGAAGAAACAGCUGCUGUCGGUCAUCAUUAUCAUCAGCAGCAGCAACAGCAUCAGCAUUAUCAUCAUCAUAACCAGCUGCAGGAACAGGAGUCGUUCGAGCGGUCCAAUAGCACUGAGUGCGUUGCAAGUGUUCCAAAUGAUCUAGAUCGUAUCGAAGAUCACCAUCGUCCGAGUCAUCGUCAUCAUAAUCAUUCUCAUCGCCAGCGCAGAUCAGCGGCACAACGUCGCCAGCGUACAGCCCUAAGUGGUGCCUCGAGUUCGUCGGAUCUUGAUGAAGAUCAAUUGCCCCCAAGAUCGCCCUCGUUUUCAGCGUCGUCGUCGGGCUUUGUCGUUGUUCGCAGUAAUAGCUGGAAGCGUUCGCGUAACUCUAACGAGCGUCUAGAUCCAUCCGCGGCGGCGUUUCAAAGUGCUCGAUCACUCCAAUCGAUCGGUUCGGGCAGUAGCGGUGUGGGCUAUAUGAAUGCCAGCUACAGCAAUCUAACUUUACUCGAUUACUCCGGUCGUCCGCGUUCGAAUCGAAACAGUUUGUCUUUGGUCAGUGAAGAGUGCAAUUCGAAGAGGAACUCUCGUUGCGACAUGGCCACCGUGAUCAGUGAUCAAGAAACCGAGGAGUCCUCCGCCAAGGAAACCGAUGAAAUCCACCAUGUCCAAUUGACAAUCCGCAAGCCCCCACGAAGGACCAAUUCAAAAUCGUCGUCCAAGUCCAUCAACAAAACCUUCGACCAGGAUCCAACUUCUCUAACGACUAGCUAUGCCCAGAGUCUCGAGAAAUGCAACUUUGACCCCAAAGAACUGUCCACAAGUGAUCUGACACGAGUUCCUCCCAAACGCCGCUUCCAUGCAGCCAACAAAAAACAACGAGUAGGCAUAGUCUCAUCGACGCCUAACCUGAAUGCCUACAGCCAUGAGGAGACCGAUGACGACAUGUACGUGUCAUCGACUCACACGUCAAUGCAGCAACUGCCAACCACCGAAAAACGCAUGGGAAUCCUUCUGCCCGCCGGAUCGCGGGCAUCGUUUGGCAGCAAAGGUGUCAGUUUCUAUCCAGUCGUGUCCAAAUACACUUGGCAGGAGCAAAGCUCCGAGGAGUGCAACGACACCCUAGUGGCCCCAACUCCAUCAGAUCCAAACGACGAAAACGACAACGACGCCACUGUCACGGAAGAGAGUCAGCACCCUACCGAAGAGAACGAAUCCAAAGAGAAAGCAAGCGAAGAGAACACCAGCAACGAAGAGAAGCGAAACAUCGCAAAAACAUCGCACUCUGCCGACGAAGAUGAAGAGAAUGCCAUCAAAGAGAAAAUUACGAUCACUAUCAAUUCUGUUGUCGCUGCAGCUGCGAUGACAGCCACAAAUCCACCACCAAUAGCUGCGGCUUCAGCACCGGCUUCGGUUUCGGCUUUGCCUGCAAAUAACAUCAGUGUUAAAUCCGCUAUCGUCGAGCGAGGUAGUGACUGUUAUCGAUUGUCGUCUCUGAAUAAUGUUAAUUCGCAUCCGCCGCGUCUAAUUCUAUCUGCGUCGCAUAAAUUAUUGAGUGAGAAAUUAUUGAAUCCCCGACCGGCUACACCGGUUCCUCAUAUUCUAGUGCAACAGCCAAGUUGUUCGUCAGUGGACAGUGUCGUGACGCCAGUGUCAGUGUCAGCGUCAGCUCCGUCUCUGUCAAAAAUGUCAAAUUACCCAGUGAAGUGUUCGGCGGCUAGUGGCGAAUCGAAUUCGCUCAACAACAACAACGAACUCAUGAAAUCCAAAUUCAAAGCCGACGAAAAGCAUCCCCAGCACAAGGGAUUCUUGUCUCGUUUUGCCAAUGGUUUUCGGUUCUCCCUGCGUCGCAACAAGAAGAAGCAGCAACAACAACAAAAGGAUGCUCUGGCUGCUCAGGGUCAACUGCCACCGAUUGCCCCUCCAUCAUCGAAGAAAUCGGUUCCGGCCCAUCAGAAACAACCCAACUCACCGGACUUUAUCUACAUCCCUCUGAAGGGACCAGUCCAGCAUCCUGGAUCAGCCGCUGCAGCUAAGUCAAAUGGAACACCCUGCAACAACAAUGGAAGGGCCCCAUCGUCGCCAUCGCCUUCCAACACCAGCAGCAGUAACAGUUGUAGUAACCACGUGUUGAAUUCAAAUAACAACAAACAAACAUCGUCGUCGUCGUCGGCGGUGGCUCCGUUCCAGAAGCCACCCCGUGUUGUAGGGGUAUGCGAGAAGCGCGCAAGGCAACAUGCGCUACAAAACGCUGCUCCACAAUCGAUUGACGAGGCAUUCUUGGACAAUGAACGUAGCUACUACGAUUUCAAAAAUCAGUUGAACGGUGUUACGAACGGUUACGGUUGUAAUACGCAGCAAAACGGUCCAACAUCAGCUAUGAAUAACAGUAGCAGUCAUCAUAUGGGAGCUGCUGUGGUGCCACCAAGUGGUGGUGGUGGCGCUGUUGGUGGAGGCUUAUACCACUAUCAGAUUCCUCCGCAGCAACAACAACAAUUGAAUCAUUGCAAAAUCGGUUUGAUUGAGACAAAUCUCGAUACGCACGAGACGAAAAUUUCGGGCAAGACUCGCAGUCUCAUGGAAUUGGGACCCCAAGUAAAAUAUAAUUUCUCAUCGAAGAGGAAUACUUCGACUUCGUCGUCGGGUGGAGGCGGCGGUGUUGGCGGUGUCAGUGGAUUUGGGGAUGUGGAUUUAGAUGGGGAUGCAGAUGAUGAUGACGAUGGAAUGAUGAUGGGUGAAGAUAGUGGGGUUGGUAAUAAGAAAUCGGGGGGAGUGAUAAGUGGCGGCGGACAUGGAGCCGUGGUAGCAGCAAGGAGACCACACAAGAGUAUGGAAUUUUUAUUGGAUAAAGAGAAUCAGAAAAAUGUUUUGCCACCUGAAAAUGAACUCCAAAAAUCUCACGACAAUACAACACGUCUUAGUGAACAUCAACUCCGAGUACAAGCUUCCCUGCAACGUCUCAAUAUACCCGAUUGGUUCCGUCAAUAUAAUCUAAGUUCACCCAAAUCUCCAUCAGAUGUCAAUAAAUCAAUUGGCAUAAAUAGUAAUUUCAGUCGAAAACGUGCUUCAGAUUCUGGCAGAUGGACAGGCUUAAAUUCCAAGACAACGUCACUUAGUUCAUUGGGCUCACAACGAUCUGAUCGUAGUCCAUUGUUAUUAAGUCCAUCAGCGCACAGUCAUCAUGGCGGACAGACAACAUUGAGUAGUGUUGUAAAUUCAACAUCGGCUGGUGGUAAUUUUAGUGGGGGAUCAUUAAGAUGGUCAACAUCAAUAUUAAACUCGACACAAACUUCACCGAGUGUAUCGACGCGGGGCUCGUUUUCACGCGGUGGACCGAUAAAUUCAAGUUUCAUAUCGGCGACUAGUAGUGCGGGGGCAACGAGGAGUUCAUUUAGGCAACCGUAUUUAGGUUGGAGAAGUCAAGAAAAGCUGUCACAGCCUAGAACUCCGCAUGAAAGGCUGGCAUCAUCGUUACUAGCACAGAGGUCGCAAAAACCAGAACAACCUGUUACACCGGAAAUCCAGACGUCCAUUAAAGAAGUCACAUCGGCCAUCGUUCAUUAUGUUAACGAUCAAACGAAUCGAACAAAUCAAAGAAGUCGAUCGGCGAGUCCCAACUCAAGAAAAUGCUGGCUUGAAUCCUCCUUUGUUGGUAUCCGACCUGUCGAAUCCCCACAAACUCCAAUUAUUGAAAAUUCAACAUUUAGCAACGCAUCAACUGCUGUAUUAAAUAAUAGUUUUCACAAUAAUACAACAUCAGCAACAUCAUCAAUUCACUCUAGUAUUGGUAUAAAUAAUGUUACAACUGAUGGUGGUUUAAGAAUUAAUGGAGUUGGUGCGCCAGAACGUACGAUGAGCUCAGCAUCGCUAGAAGAUGUAUUAGCCUCGCUUUUGGGAUUACCAACGACGCAGGUGCCGGCCACCAAUGAAACAUUCAGGUCCACAGGCGAUUCAGCUAGUGAGGCUGCCCAUCAUCCAACACGCAUGACAACAUCCGCUUCGCCAAGCAGCUUACAAGUAGUCGAUCAACAAGCCCGCUUCCGUCGUCGCAGUGAGGGAGACGCUCAGCGUCAGAAGGAACAGCAACAGCAACAAUUGCUAAAGCAGCAGCAGAAAGAUUUGGAAUUAUCUAAGAACGCCAACGCAAGCGCUAACAAUACCCAAACAGCAUCGAUAGCAUCCUCGUCCAACAACUGCCAUCCAGAACCACCCCGCAGAAUCAGUCUGGACUCCACCGAGUCGAAAACCACGUCCGAGUUGCAGAUUAAAUGUCGCAACACGAAAUGCGACCAGGCCGCUACUCCGGUCGAUGCCAAAAAGUUCUACAAGAGCUGCCACAACUGCUCACAUCUCUAUUGCUCCCGCGAGUGCCGUCGCAUCGCCUGGGAGAAGCAUCGCAAGGCUUGUCUGCAUUCGCGAGCGUCCAACCUGUGUCGGCAGGUUCUGUCCACCUGCAAAGAUGACAUCGACACUCAGCGACAUCUUAGCCUCCUCGCUCGCAAAGGCUACCUCUCUCAAGGCCGUGGUGUAGUCCGGGCCCUCUUCCGCAGCGCUGAAUCGGCCGAAGGCUUCAUCAAAAAUGGCUUCCAGUGCAUGGGAGAAGCGUCAUACGUGCGUUGGCCUGAUCUAAUGCCUGCCGAGAUGGGAUUGGAAUUGUAUUCGGAACUCCUCAAGCUCAGCACCGAAUACAAGCCCGACUCAAAGAUGCUUAUAUACGUGGCGAUUUGUGUGGUUUCCGAAGCCCCAGGCAAUGCGACAGCAACUGUUAAAUGGGAGCGUCAACUGGUGUCACGUUGUGCCAAAUUAAAAUUGUGUAAGUCCAUCCUAACGGACUUGGAGAAUUCCCAGCAACAGAUCGUUAUGGUCCCCGAACCCGCAACCGAAAUACUUAUUCUGACAUUUAAUCCUGCCAAGUGUACCAAUCCAACUAAACGCGGGGUCAUCCUAACGAAUAUUCUGACAAUUCUGAGUCGACGCGGUGUCCUUCUCAAGAAACACUAUCCUGAAAUUCAUCUGCGACUCCAGACUUACGCCGAUGGACAAACAGAUCGUUUCAAUGCUGUAACCUUGCACCCUCGGGACUCACAAACUGGACAGAGUUUCGUUUGUAUUAUAAUGCCAUUGCAAAGCGAUGGGGAAAUCAUCAAGAUGCCAUGCUCGGAUAGUGGCAAUAAGGUCUCUACAAUUGAUGUGGGAGAGGAACUAAUGGAGAGUUGAUUAAACUUGUAAGGUGCUUUUUCCGCGCAUCGCAAAAAUAUACAAAAAAAGCACCUAACUCAACAUACAACAGCUUAUAUAAAUAUACAUAGAUAUCUUCUUCGAUAUUCUUUAAGAAAAAUAAUGUUAUGUAACUUCAGAUUAGAAAAUAAGACUUUUGCAUUUGUUAGUCGUGUGUCUUCCAUGAUGCAUUCAGGCAUUUUAGUUUUUUGACAUCUGUCAAAAUCUGUCCCAAAAUACUUAUGUCAAAGAGAUUUCAUUAGGUAAUUUGGAUAUUUUCUUUGUUUCGUAAAAGAAUAUUUAUUUUCGGUCGGAAUCAGAAUCAUACGCUAAUAAUCGCCCACAUCCUAAAAUUUUAUUUAGCCUUAAAUUGGCCACAAUGCCCAAUAAGUUAAAAAAAAUUGAAAACCCAAACAGAAUGUCGUUACGCCCAAAUAAAUUUUAAAUAAAAGAACGCCCAAAAUGUUAGUUGUCAUUUUGCCCAAAAGAAUUUUUAUGGUCUCAAAUUUUGACAUCUGUUUUGGGCAUUGCUACGAUAAUGAUUUCUAUCGUUUCUUAUGUCUAAUCAUAUGUCGUUGGAUAUAACCCAAAUCAUAAAAUGACAUAAAGCCUAAAAAGAGAAACGUCGCUCUUAACAAAUAUCAUUAAGAACACCUCACAAAGCCAAAAUGACAUAUCACCCAAGUCAACUUUCAAUAUCGUAGAGCCCAAAUUGAGAAAUGUCAUAACGACAAAAAUUUUGUAUUUACAUAUAUUAGUUGCUGGCUCUGUGACGCUUAUAAGCAGUGAGUGUGUUAAAACUCAUGACAUCCAUCUUUCAGUAAGUAAUUUAGGUGUUAUAUUUUGAAAUUCAUUUGAGCAAUAUGACAUUGAUUUUGAAAAAGUUUUGGGCGGUAGAGCCAUUUUUCUGCGAUAUGACAUUUUUAAUAUUUUGGCGUUAUUCUAUUGGGCAAUAAGACCGAACGCUUCUUUUUAUUUGAAAUGUCAGGAAACCCACACAAGUUUUAACCCCCAAGAGUUCAGUAAUACCGCCCAAAUCGCACAACAACAAAAACUUAAUACAAUUAUUUUGGGAGCUAUGACAUUUUUAAUUUGGGUGAUAUGAUUUUGAGCGAAAUUACGAAACACGUCCAUAAAUAGCAAACUAAUGUUAUAUUCCUUUAUUUACAAACUACAAAUCCUUCACUUUGAUGAAUCUGACAUUUAAUUUAUUAUAGCGGAUUUUGAUUAUUAUGGCUGAAUCACAAACUCGCUUCAGCUUCGGCUUCACCUGACGUUUACGAGUUCAGCCAUAGGAAUUCAAUGCAUGCUAUCACAAUGGAGCUUCGACCUCACGUUUCGUUUGACAAUCGUAAGAAAAAGAACGUAAUGUAACGUAAUGUGACUCCAAACGGAAGCUAUAGUGCAAUUAUCUGAACAUUUGCUUUGUCUGACAACUCAACAGCUAUACAAAAAUGUCAACAAACAAAAUAUUUGCUCUUUGGAGGGAUGAAAUAAUAUAAAUGUCAUUCAAAGCAACCUCGACGCAGGUCCACCGUAACGCAGACGAAGCCGAAGCUGAAGCGUGUUUGUGAUUCAGCCAUUAACAAUUCAAGCUAAUGGCAGUUGCACUAACGUUAAAUGAAUAAAUUAAGCAAACCUCAUAUAAACGAAGUUUGCCCUUUUUAACUGUUGCCCUUAGAUGCAAAAUAUCAUGAUAAGGCCUCUUGGGAGAGCAUUUAGCAUUAUAUGAUUUCCGUAACAUAAAACACACAUGAUUAAGAGCAUUUAUGAAACUUAAGAAAAUUUGACGAAAGUCAAAUCCAUUUAUGUCAAAAUGACAGCUUAUCUUGUUUUUACUUAUUUUAACUUUAUUACUCUGCAAUUUAUUUAUCUUCAGCUGGAAAAUUCCAUUUAAUGUUUUUUGUAAAAGGCUUAAAUGUCAAAUUGGAAAAGGAAUAAAUAAUAUUUCUCUAUAAUACACCAUACAAGUCUUGAUGGAUUUGUAGCUUGCCUAAGGAGUGAUUUGUAGACAAUAAUGUUUUUUUGGAAGUUUUUGCAUGAUCAACUGAAGAUAAAUGUUAGUAAGGAAAUUUUUAAGUUUUAAAUGUAUGACACUUAAAAAACUAAUUAGUUGCCUUAGUCAAAAUGUAUGUUCAAAGAAUGUAGCCUACAAAUGAAGUCCCUUUUGUUGUCUGAAAAUACCAAAUGUCUACAGGCGGUUUCCUUUUAAACGAAAAACUUAUUUUCUCAAAACUUGGCUGUCAUUUCAAAAAUGUAAUACCUUGAUUUCUAACCGCAAGAAUGUAUAACAUCUCUAAAGACUAACUUUUAUCAUUUUUUUUAUCGAAACAAAAAUUAUCCAUAAACUUAACGAAACAUCAUCUGAACAUAAUUCAACAAUGGCUGAUUCCUCUAUAGCAUCACCUUAUGUAGUAAAAUGUAAAAUAAUAAUAACUGGCUAAAAAUAGUAAGUUCAUUUUAGAAAUAUAUCAUUUUUCCGUAUAUUGACAAAGUAUUUAAAAUUUCGACUUUAAUAUUGUAUUAAAAUUCCCUCGAAAAUAAAGCCCAAUUAAGUAAAAUAAGAACUCAAGUAUUAAAUACCAUCAAAGUAUAUGAACUGUUCCUUUCAUCUUAUUUACUUCUUUACAAAUAAAAAAUCCACUUAAAAUAUAAAUAACAUUUUUAGAAUUAGUUAUUAUCUUAAAGAAUAUCGAUAAAAUAAAAAU